CUUUGGAAUUUGGACCGUCGAUCCCUGACAAGUUACACCAUCAUUCCCUCUCAAUUCUCAUUAUUAUCUCGGUGAGAGCUCCCAAUCACAUCGCUUAUUGCAAACGCUACCUGCACAGCCGGUGGUUUCUGCUGAAUCGGGAGAAAAAAACUCACCCAAUUCGGUGCCACCUCCUUUAGGGUUUCUUCUGCUCAUUUUACAACAUGGCUGAUCCUGAGUUGGAAGCAAUCAGACAGAGAAGAAUGCAGGAGCUUAUGGCUAGGCAUGGCGUGCAGGGCAAUCAGCAGAACUCAGAACAGCAGAAGGCUCAGGAUGAUGCAAAGAGGGAGGCUGAGGAGCGAAGACAAAUGAUGCUUAGCCAGAUAUUGUCAGCCGAAGCACGAGAAAGACUUGCUCGAAUUGCUUUGGUGAAACCCGAGAAAGCAAGAGGGGUUGAAGAUGUCAUACUGAGAGCCGCUCAAAUGGGUCAGAUAGCUGAAAAGGUUUCUGAAGAAAAACUCAUAACACUGCUGGAGCAGAUAAACAACCAAACAACAAGGCAGACCAAAGUUACAAUACAGAGGCGUCGAAGUGUUCUCGAGGACGACGAUUAAUCGCAGUUUGCUGAUUAGCUUUCACUGUCUCAUUUAAACGGUCUGCAUUUCAUGCUUGUUAUAUAUUUUACCAAAAAAUUAUAAUGGGUUUGUGAAGUAUGUCUGUUUCUAUCUAAAAUUUUGGUUCUCUUGCCAGCUUCCUAAUUAAGCUAUAUACUCGGAAAAUUAACUUUCUGGCAUACUCUUUAAAACAAUUUCUAGCUUGUGGAUGGCAUCUCAAAAAUUUCAAAUAUGAAAUGUACUCUAAAAUAGAAAUUUUCAUCCCAGAACCUUCGAAUGUAACGACUACAAGAUGCGGUUGCUGGCUGCGGCCUUGGUCUAUUGGCAUGUGUUAUUAGUUAUUACAAGUGAUUACAUGAUAUAUUUUCAGUGAAGUUGAUUAUUUGAGAAGUGGAGUUGGAUUAGUAACCUGAACAAAUAUAAAGAAGUGGGAAGACAGUUCUUUCUUUAUUUUGAAAAAAAAAAAUAGGGACACUUGUUCUAUUAUAA
Molecule: messenger RNA, 1082 nt
Organism: Arachis stenosperma
Lineage: Eukaryota; Viridiplantae; Streptophyta; Magnoliopsida; Fabales; Fabaceae
Exons: 7
Coding region: 204-593 (129 amino acids)
Cellular component (GO): nucleus; cytosol
Molecular function (GO): DNA binding
Source: RefSeq, a predicted model, not a curated record